Messenger RNA from Purpureocillium takamizusanense, 1914 nucleotides. RefSeq lists its product as uncharacterized. Gene Ontology annotation, biological process: endoplasmic reticulum organization; endoplasmic reticulum to Golgi vesicle-mediated transport; Golgi organization. Gene Ontology annotation, cellular component: Golgi membrane; COPII-coated ER to Golgi transport vesicle; endoplasmic reticulum membrane. Lineage: Eukaryota; Fungi; Ascomycota; Sordariomycetes; Hypocreales; Ophiocordycipitaceae. The transcript is spliced from 2 exons. Gene Ontology annotation, molecular function: D-mannose binding. Bases 347 to 1642 code for a protein of 431 amino acids. The record is from RefSeq and is a predicted model, not a curated record.
GGCAUGACGAGCAAGGAUUCGUUCACUCUACCUCGACCGCUUCCUCGAGCUUCUUGUCGCUCAGCCCUUGGACGCGACCGACUUGCAACGGAGCGUUGUGAUCUCCCUACUUUCCCCUGUGGCUCGUGGUAGUCAUAUUAUUUUUCUUCUUUUUUAAACCUGCAGGUUUCAGUGCGCGGCGCCGCUAGAAACAGGGGUCCCGAGCUGGCGCCGCUGCAAAGUGUCCUCAACCCUCCGCCAGCUGGUCUGGGCAGUUCCCGACUUUCCCCUCUGCCACCACCAUCACCACGCCUUGCAGCCUUCGACGUGUCCUCGUGCCCGUAUCUGCGUCGAGUCGAGAUUCAAGAUGCGUGCGAUUGGCCUCUCCGCGGCGCUGGCAGCUCUGCUCGCCGGCAAUGUUGCCCAGGCGCAGUGGCUCAUCAACGAGCUUAGCUUUGGGCAUUCUGGACGGCUCGAUCACGAUGGCCACGGCAAGAUCCCGGGGUUCACCAUCUCCGGCCAGCCGCACCAGCCCGAGCUGCUGUCCAACAAGAUCAUCCUCACGCCCGUAGCCCCCGGCAACCAGAGAGGUGCCAUCUGGGCAGACUCGCCCCUGACGCGGUCGGCGUGGACCGCCGAUGUCGACUUUCGCGCCAACGGGCCCGAGCGAGGGAACGGCAAUCUCAACAUCUGGCUCGCGCGCCAAGGCAGCCGCGACAUUGGCUCCAACAGCAUUUACACGGUGGGCAAGUUUGAGGGCCUGGGACUGGUCAUUGACACGCACGGAGGCGCAACCGGCAUGGUUCGGGGCUUCCUCAACGACGGAAGCGUGGACUAUGUACACCAGCACAACGUGGACAAGCUGGCGUUUGGCCACUGCUACUACCAGUACCGCAACCUGGGUCGGCCGUCGCAGAUCAAGUUCCGGCAGACGCAUUCCUCGUUCCGGGUCGACAUUGACGGCACUCUGUGUUUCGAGACGGACAAGGUUAGCAUCCCGCCGGGCUAUCACUUCGGACUCUCGGCGGCGACGCCCGACACGCCCGACUCGUUUGAGGUCUUUAAGAUGGUGGUCAUGUCUGAGUCGACUGUUUCCGGCGAGGACCAUCACGACAAGCAACAGAAGAUCAACUACGAGUCGCGGCAAACACGAUCGCCGGGUGGCGCUCAAGAGGACCCCGAGGCCGGCAACAUCAUGCCCGAUCAACCGGCCGAGAUGUACACGACGUCGUCGGCCCAGUUCCAGGACCUCCACAACCGCCUGCAGUCGGCGACGCACCUUCUCAACGCCGUGCACCGGACCAACCUGCAGCACAGGAAGAAGUCUGAUGACGAUCAGGAGGAUAUCAAGCACACUCUCCAUGAGCUGCGUGAGCAGCUGUUGCAUUCGAACCGCAACGACGACCUGAACCACCGGAUCAGGGAGUUGGAGAGCGAGGUGCGGUCCCUGCGCGACGAGAUCCACAACAAGCUGUCCGCACACCAGGAUGACUUGCACCGGUACUUGGGUCAGCACCACACUCUACUGAGCCACACGGUGACGAGCAGCAUGCCGGGUCACGGCAAGCUCAUCUUUAUUAUUGUGGGUACGCAGGCGCUCCUGGUGACGGCGUAUGUCCUGUACAAGAAGCGCAAGGCGAACAGCCCCAAGAAGUAUCUUUGAGAUGGGUCUGAAUCUUGAUGACUUUGGGCGUGACAGCGGCAUCUAGGGCGGCCGGCGUUGGAUUCGGCACGUGCACCGCAAUGUACAUUUACGAUGCAGUAGACGGGGGGGGGGGGGUUUGUUGUAAGCCAGCAGGUUGCUUUGCCUUUAUUGUUUUUGGAUUUCACGACACACAAUGAAUGUAUCCUGUUGACUGCCUACAUACCUGUGCUCCACUCCUGUACCAAUGAACGAGUCACAUGUAAUGACGAUGUGUAAUUACCUGCCUUACC